This is a messenger RNA of Rotaria sp. Silwood2, 501 nucleotides long. Lineage: Eukaryota; Metazoa; Rotifera; Eurotatoria; Philodinida; Philodinidae. The record is from the annotation of a GenBank genome assembly.
AUGGAAUCUGCUGCUAUUCUCAAGAUGUUCAAACGAUCAGUUUCAAAGUAUGGAGUUUAUUAUACGAAGUACGUUGAUGAUGGUGAUUCUAAAACUUUUCCAGUUCUUUCCAAAAUUGUACCAUAUCCAGGAAAAGUUAUCGAAAAACUCGAAGACUUGAAUCAUUUUAGUAAAAGAAUGAAACGAGGAUUAGAAACAAUCAAACGUGAGCAUGGACGAAAAAAAUUAUCUGAUGGUAAAACAAUUGGUGGUAAGAAUCGUCUUUCAGGUCGUAAUAUAAUUCGAUUACAAAUGACAUUUGCCUCCACCAUUCGAAAAUGCAAGCAUGAUCUAAAUUUAUUAUUUGAAAGAUCUUGGGCAAUAUUUUGGCAUAAAUAUUCGACCAAUAAUGAUCCUCAUCAUGACUAUUGCAGUAUCGAUUGGUGUGGCUAUUUGAAAUCUGUACNAAAAUGGAGAAUUUUCAUGAAUCAAGAUUCUCGAUCAAUAAAAAUUCGCGGAUGA